This is a messenger RNA of Megalobrama amblycephala (Wuchang bream), 2922 nucleotides long. It is a transcript of the gene gprin1, whose product is annotated as G protein-regulated inducer of neurite outgrowth 3. Gene Ontology annotation, biological process: neuron projection development. Gene Ontology annotation, cellular component: plasma membrane. NCBI's taxonomy places the organism in Eukaryota, Metazoa, Chordata, Actinopteri, Cypriniformes, Xenocyprididae. The coding region runs from base 520 to 2127 and encodes 535 amino acids. The record is from RefSeq and is a predicted model, not a curated record. The transcript has 2 exons.
CACAAAGACAUUACUGGUGCACCCUUUAGUGUCUUGUCUGCCAAAGUACAUUAUUUCAUUUGUGUUUUUAUUACAUAAGAGCCAUGUGUGACUUUUUUUUUUAUCCUAUUCUCUUUUCUUUUUUUUGAAGAAAAAAAAUCCUGGAUUGUAAUCACCAUCAUUUGCUUCUGAUUAUAAAGCUAGAGAUACUUUGUCAUUUCAUUACCACUCACUGCCAGGUUGAGUCUGGUUUCCAGGGAAACUAAAAAUCAGAAGCUUUCAGUACUCGCAGCCAAAGUGAAAUCCAAGGACUACCAUCCACUGAGAUUCUUCUGGAAAACAAACCAUCUACAGCCUGCCUCUUAUUUUGAGAACCUAAAAGAGGAGCUUGGAGUGUGAAGACAUGCUUUGGCUUUGAAAAUAUGGAUACAGCUUUUGAUCUGUUGUGCAGUUGAGCAAAACUAUCAGUGGUGUGAGACUGUGAAGCUCAGACAUUUUACUUCCCCUCUCUCGGAUCAACACAAACCCAUCUCUAAACCCAUGGAGGGUCCUGUUCUGACAGAAAGUGAAGUUUGGAAAGUUGGAUCAGGGACCAGCACAACUUUAAACACGGAUGACACAAGUAUUGACUAUACGCCUCUUAUGAAGGACACUGUUACUGAUGAAAAUCUGUCAAAGGCAUCUGAAAACCCAGGGACCUCAAUACAAGAGGAUAUCUGCGGCAGCAUCGAGGAGCAACCUGACCCAGAGGUUACAUCAGAUCAGAUCAAGUCAGUAAUUCCACAUGAGCAGCGAUUAGAAGAGGAUUUAUCUUCCACUCAAACAGCAGUCGAGAGCAAUGAGCCACCUGAGGCAGAGUGCAAACAAGAGAGGUGUGUUAACCAAGCAGAGGAACCAGCAGAUAAGACGGGCUUGGCGCCUGGCCGACAGAACUUUGACCAGGAGAUUAACCAGGAGAUCACCAUACUGGUGACCAAUCAUGACUGUACAUUGGAGGAUGAGGAGGAUGAAGAGUAUGGGGAGCAGAAGACUUCCAGCUGCCCUACUGAACCCGAGAAUGUCUCUUCCAUUGAGGGUGGAGGAGCGACUGAGGAAGAGAGUUUCGAUGGUUCCAUCGUUGUGGUGAACAUGACUGAGGUCAGUCAAGUUCAGAAAACCAGCGUGAUAAGCAACGUAUCAACUGAGCAGAAUACCGCCACUGAAGAACCAAGAUUGCCUGGAGAUCCUGGGGAUAGUAGCAAUGAGACAAACUCUGGAAGAAAAUGUUCAAGCACCCCUCAGAAAACAGAAGCAAGUAGCACACAUGCUAACACAAGGGCCUCGGUGGAAGUAAAUGUCUGCAGUCUGAAAGAUCAGCCCACAAAGCCUGAAGAUGUAGAAGUAAAACUGAAGAAAACCGAAUCGACUGAAUCCAGGGAUGCCAUUCGGCCUUCGCAAGAGACGCUCGGCUUGAAUCGGUCACCUGGACGCGCACAGCAUGUGCAAACCCAGGUCAGUCUGGAAGUGAUGUACCAAUCAGUGGCCACCAGCCCCAUGACUCCUCCCGAAGGCUCCGCAGCAUUCCUUUUUCCAACCACCUUUGGAAAACUCGCCAACAAGCGCAGUACAGAGGUGGCCGAGACCAUACAGACCAAAGAUGCCGAGUUGCAGGUGGGCUUGCAGGUGGAAUUCCGUUCGGUUGCCACAGCUCCCAUGAGCCCAAUCAUUCUGACCGCACCUGAGGUUAUCCCAGAGCCAGAACCACGGAUUGGGGUGGUGCCAGAGGAAGUUCCAGAACCAGUUCAGGAGGUGAGCUGGGACGAAAAGGGAAUGACUUGGGAGGUGUACGGUGCAGUGGUGGAGGUGGCAGUGCUGGGUACGGCCAUCCAGAAACACCUGGAGAAACAGGUAAAGAAGCAAAAGAAACAACCUUCAGCUUUGCCUGCUCUGACAGAUGUUCUGCCAGCGGAUCUGACCGAAACAUCUACAACGAUGCCUUCCAGUCCUCCCCCCAUGUCAGACCCUGGUGAAAGCAGCCCAGCCAAAGAACAAAGUGAAGAAAAGAUAGUUCAGAGUGGCAGGCGUCGACAGAAUCAUUUUCGCCAGUGGUUCAGAAACGUCCGGCGACCAAGUUGUUGUUCAAGACCACGUCAAGACGAGGAAAACUAAGAAAGGCAUGACAGUUGAAACCACUUUAAUAGUCCAAAUGAGACAAUCUCUCCCAGAUUUGUGCACCUUGGCUGAGCACAGGAUUGGGUUUUGUUCGAUGAUACGCCCCUUUAAUGUUCUUAAGACAUUUGAAAUGACUCGUACUGACACCUUGCCAUAAGAAGCCCCUAUAUGGAUAAUCAUCGUUUUUGGUUUGGUUUGAUAAACUGCAAAUUACAGUCGUCUUGAUUUCUCCUCGUGCUUUGGCUUUGAAAUUGCUCCUUCCAGCUUUGUUGCUAUGAGUGUAUAUUUGCUUGCUUCUGUCAAGUCCGUGCUACCCUGAUGUUGUUGUGGUCAGUGAGGAUCACUUUUAAAGUGCCCUUUUACAAUAUUUUACACAAAUAAUUUUACCUUUAAAAUUUAUAUAUUUCAAACAUGUAUAUGAAUUCACCAUGUAUAGUUAAGGAGUGGUAGAAUACAUUUAUAGAGUGACAGUACCAAGUACUGCGUAUUAGACAAAAAUGAACCUAGACCUAACCUAUUCUUGGUGUUUCAGGCAACAUGUAAUAGAUGACGUCUCUGAUUUUUCAACAGUGAAAUGUUUGGUGUUCUUUAUGGGUUUACAGAUUCUUCUUUUUCUAUUGGCUUUUGUAUAACCCUGUAAUAUGAAAUGGAUUUGUCUUGUUUUUGCAGUUCAGCUCAGCACACCCGUAACGAACACACCUUCAAGCCUUACAUUUUGUGUGAUGUUUUGUGACUGUUGUGAGAGCUGUGAAGUGAAUAAUUUUGAAAUUAAAUCAUCUCUACAAGGGAAAA